Messenger RNA from Pseudopodoces humilis (Tibetan ground-tit), 1042 nucleotides. Lineage: Eukaryota; Metazoa; Chordata; Aves; Passeriformes; Paridae. The record is from RefSeq and is a predicted model, not a curated record.
AUGAGCGGCGGCGAUGGGCGGGUUGGGCUGAGCGGCGCGGGGACAGCGGCGGAGCGGCGCGGGGAGCCGGGUCCCUGCGGGCCGAGGUGCCCGGGGCCGGUACCGCCCACGCAGGGAGCGGAGCGGGUGUGGAACCGGCUCCCCCAGGAAGGACCGGCGGGCACGGACGACACUCCCCAGCGCUAUGUCCGGAGCGAGGACAGCCCAGAGCGCUGGCCAGAGCGCCGGCCGCCGGUGGGCAGAGCCCGCCCCUCCGCGCCGCCAAUCGCGGUGCUCCAGCGCGGCGGAACGCGGAGCACGGUGGGGCGGCGGGAAGCGCAGACGGGAGGGUUGCCGGGGCAACGGGCGGCGCUGCGGCAGCGCGGACCGGAGCGGACUCAAUGUGCACCCGGUGUGCUCGGGAAAGGGGCUGGAAGUGGAGCUGGGGCAGCGGGAGCUCCACCACCGUCGGGGGCGGCUCCUCGCCACGUCCGGGUAGCUCCGUGCUGGCUGUGCUCUGAGCGGCUCCCAAGCCCGGCUCGCUGCCUUGGCAAAACACGGUGCUUCUCCUGUUCGCCCCUGCCAUGGAGAAGGGAACAGGCAGCUGCCGCUCGCCCGGUAAGGAGAGAAGCGGCCGGUGGCGUGCAAGCACCUUGCACCACAAAGAUCUGCCUGAGAAGCAAAGCGGCCAGUGAAGGGGAAGGCGGGGAGGUGACCGUGACACUGCCAGCGGGCUGAUCCCUAGCUUGCACUUUAUAGGAGCAUGUAAAAUCCUGGGUUUAUUUUCUAGAGGACCUUGGCAAGGUGGCUGGAGAGAGAUAUUUCAGGUGGAGGUCAAAUGAAAUUCAGUCCCUACACAAAGGGAGAACAAAUAACUUAAUGUUUGCCCUUCUGUCUGACCACGGUGUUCCUUGAGGUAUUAGAUACCGGCCAGGCCUCAGGCCUGUGCUCUUGGCACCGGCUGCAUUAGCAGUGGCUGCUUCUAAGUGCCAGUUUUAUUAAUUCAAGUAUUUUGCAAAGCAUUUGCUUUUAUAAAUAAAGACUUGGUGCUGCUGACUGAGAA